Messenger RNA from Chiloscyllium plagiosum (whitespotted bambooshark), 1825 nucleotides. RefSeq names its product kelch-like family member 13 (gene klhl13). Gene Ontology annotation, molecular function: cullin family protein binding; ubiquitin-protein transferase activity. Gene Ontology annotation, biological process: regulation of cytokinesis; protein ubiquitination. The record is from RefSeq and is a predicted model, not a curated record. Gene Ontology annotation, cellular component: Cul3-RING ubiquitin ligase complex. NCBI's taxonomy places the organism in Eukaryota, Metazoa, Chordata, Chondrichthyes, Orectolobiformes, Hemiscylliidae.
CAUACAGGUAGCACUGUUCUUGCAGUCCUUAUCUUAUUCGAGCAGUGUGCUGGUAAACAAAGCCCUAGUGUGCUGUUUCUGAGAAUCAGUCUGCGUGUUGCAGUCAAAGCUUUCCCUUGAAUAAGGUGACACUAUUGUUGAGUUAGCACGAUUGAAACCACAUCUUGCGCUUCAGGAGAGACAAAGGAUUUGGGGAAGGAGAAUGCCUUUCAGCUCUGUUCAAUGAAAUACAGCAAUGGAAAGCAUUAGCUUAAGAACAGUGCCAGAAUGAUUCACGUGUUCUAAGCAUCAGCCACUGUGAACAGUCUUAUCUGGUAUGGAGCUCAUUGCUGGAAGUCUGGUUUGGAAAUGCUUGUCGCUGGUAUGAUAGUACCUUUAUAACAACAUGCCAUUGAAAUGGAAAACCAGUAACCCUACUAACUGGAAAUUCCCAGUUUCUGUGCUUAAACCGUCUAGGACAGCAACACUGACUCCAGCGUACAUAUCAUUGGUUGAAGAGGACGAUCCUCAUCUGAAAGUAUCCUUGGCAAGUGGCGACAUGGGUGUUGCGACCCACUUACAGUCUUCAAAGACCGGCAACACUCGCUUCUUCACGAGCAACACCCACAGUUCUGCAGUGUUACAGGGGUUUGACCAACUCCGAAUUGAAGGCUUACUUUGUGAUGUCACCCUUGUGCCAGGGGAUGGUGAUGAAAUAUUUCCAGUCCAUAGAGCCAUGAUGGCCUCAGCUAGUGACUAUUUUAAGGCUAUGUUCACAGGUGGAAUGAAAGAGCAAGACCUAAUGUGCAUUAAACUUCAUGGAGUGAAUCGAAUAGGAUUGAAGAAGAUCAUUGAUUUUAUUUAUACUGCAAAGCUUUCCCUGAACAUGGACAACCUGCAGGAUACUUUGGAAGCAGCCAGUUUUCUGCAGAUUUUACCUGUUCUGGACUUCUGUAAAGUAUUUCUUAUCUCUGGGGUUUCCCUUGAAAAUUGUGUCGAGGUUGGACGAAUUGCAAAUACUUACAACUUGACAGAAGUAGAUAAAUAUGUGAAUAACUUCAUUCUGAAGAACUUCACUGCAUUGCUAAGUACUGGUGAAUUUGUGAAACUCCCGUUUGAGCGACUUGCCUUUGUGCUUUCAAGCAACAGCCUCAAAAACUGCACUGAACUUGAACUUUUCAAGUCUGCCUGUCGUUGGUUGCGAUAUGAGGAUUCACGGAUGGAUUUUGCCUCAAAGAUAAUGAAGAACAUUAGAUUUCCUCUGAUGUCACCGCAGGAAUUAAUUAAUCAUGUUCAAACGGUGGACUUCAUGAGAACGGACAAUGUUUGUGUCAAUCUGCUACUAGAAGCCAGUAACUAUCAGAUGAUGCCCUACAUGCAGCCUGUUAUGCAGUCUGAAAGAACCUGUAUCCGUUCAGAUAACACACACUUAGUAACCUUGGGUGGAGUGCUAAGGCAACAGCUAGUUGUUAGCAAAGAGUUAAGAUUAUAUGACGAAAAGGCCCAUGAAUGGAAAUCGCUAGCUCCAAUGGAUGCACCAAGGUACCAGCAUGGCAUUGCAGUGAUUGGAAACUUCCUUUACGUUGUAGGUGGGCAGAGCAAUUAUGACACGAAAGGAAAGACUGCCGUUGACACCGUGUUCAGAUACGAUCCUCGGUACAACAAAUGGAUGCAAGUAGCAUCUUUAAAUGAAAAGCGUACUUUCUUCCACCUAAGUGCCCUGAAAGGCCAUCUUUAUGCAGUUGGUGGUAGAAAUGCAGCUGGAGAAUUAGGUAGGUGUUUUUUUUCUUUAAUGUUAAUUCUAAUCAGAUUCUUGUACCUAAAUAAGUAGGAAAAUGUGUGAUUA